GGCGGGGCCUGCAGCACAGCGGAAAAGGUGGGCGCUGCGAAGAGCAAGGCCGGGGUUGAAAAUUUGUCGAGUCCUGAGGAGUUUAGACUGAAAAAUACUUUCCUCUCCUUUUGGCAAUCUCCAACAUGAUUCAUAGCCUUUUCUUGAUCAACUCCUCAGGAGAUAUUUUCCUGGAGAAACAUUGGAAAAGCGUGGUCAGCCGUUCUGUUUGCGAUUACUUUUUUGAGGCACAAGAGAGAGCUACUGAGGCAGAAAACGUACCACCAGUUAUCCCUACCCCUCACCACUAUCUCUUAAGUGUAUACCGGCACAAGAUCUUCUUUGUGGCUGUGAUCCAGACGGAGGUCCCACCUCUAUUUGUCAUUGAGUUCCUUCACCGAGUAGUGGACACAUUUCAGGAUUAUUUUGGAGUCUGUUCAGAGCCGGUGAUCAAAGACAACGUGGUUGUGGUUUAUGAGGUUUUGGAAGAGAUGCUUGAUAAUGGGUUUCCAUUAGCUACCGAGUCAAACAUCCUCAAAGAACUGAUAAAGCCUCCCACCAUUCUUCGAACGGUUGUCAACACCAUAACAGGAAGUACCAAUGUGGGUGACCAGCUUCCCACUGGGCAGCUGUCAGUGGUGCCGUGGCGACGGACUGGGGUGAAAUACACCAAUAACGAGGCCUAUUUUGAUGUGAUUGAAGAGAUUGAUGCCAUCAUUGAUAAAUCAGGUUCCACCAUUACCGCUGAGAUCCAAGGGGUGAUUGAUGCCUGUGUCAAGCUGACUGGAAUGCCGGACCUUACGCUGUCCUUCAUGAACCCCAGGUUGCUGGAUGACGUCAGCUUCCAUCCUUGUGUUCGUUUCAAGCGCUGGGAAUCCGAGCGUAUCCUCUCCUUCAUCCCUCCUGAUGGAAACUUUCGCCUGCUCUCUUACCAUGUCAGUGCCCAGAACCUGGUGGCAAUUCCAGUGUAUGUCAAACACAGCAUCAGUUUCCGGGACAGUAGUUCACUUGGACGCUUUGAAAUAACAGUGGGACCUAAACAGACUAUGGGGAAGACCAUUGAGGGAGUGAUCGUCACCAGCCAGAUGCCCAAAGGGGUCCUGAAUAUGAGCCUCACUCCAUCUCAGGGAACACACACGUUUGACCCAGUUACCAAGAUGCUGUCUUGGGAUGUAGGAAAAAUAAAUCCCCAAAAGCUACCAAGUUUGAAGGGGACCAUGAGUCUUCAGGCUGGAGCUUCCAAGCCAGAUGAGAACCCCACAAUUAACCUGCAGUUUAAGAUCCAGCAGCUGGCCAUUUCUGGACUCAAAGUGAACCGUUUGGACAUGUAUGGAGAGAAGUACAAACCCUUCAAGGGCAUAAAAUACAUGACCAAAGCUGGAAAGUUCCAAGUUCGAACCUGAAGGGAGAGUUUUGUGAAGGGAACGGUCACCAACACUUUUUCCUUUCUUACUUGUCUAAAAGUGAAAAAAUAUCAGCCUGUCUCCUAGGUCAGUUUCCUUCUGGACCCACCCACUCCCUUUUUUCCUUAGCCUUCAGUGCCUGGAACUAAUCAAGGGAGAAAAGGGUCACCAGGGAGGAUGGGACAGAACUGAAACGCAGUCAGCACCAACUCAGUUCUCAAAGAGGAGCUGCGUGAUGGAGGCCAGAGAUACCUGAUACCAUAUAUAACUAUUUUUAACAUGGUCACUCUAGGAAAACACUAGCAUCUGUUACUUGUUUGGCUUUAUUAUCUAAAGCCAAUGAAGACUUAUUUGUUAUUAUUUUUUAAGUGGGAAGGAAGGAAGGAAGGAAGGAAGGAAGGAAGGAAGGAAGGAAGGAAGGAAGG
Molecule: messenger RNA, 1807 nt
Organism: Artibeus jamaicensis (Jamaican fruit-eating bat)
Lineage: Eukaryota; Metazoa; Chordata; Mammalia; Chiroptera; Phyllostomidae
Gene: AP3M2
Product: adaptor related protein complex 3 subunit mu 2
Exons: 9
Coding region: 126-1382 (418 amino acids)
Biological process (GO): intracellular protein transport; endocytosis
Cellular component (GO): cytoplasmic vesicle; clathrin adaptor complex
Source: RefSeq, a predicted model, not a curated record